Sphaeroforma arctica JP610 is the source of this 1386-nucleotide messenger RNA. RefSeq lists its product as hypothetical. The coding region runs from base 1 to 1272 and encodes 423 amino acids. The transcript has 11 exons. The record is from RefSeq and is a predicted model, not a curated record. Lineage: Eukaryota; Ichthyosporea; Ichthyophonida.
AUGUGGGUUUUCUAUCAUGGCUUGACACCAACAACCUCUGCAGAGCUGAUCAAUGAAGUAGGCCAAGUGCACGAGAAUGACCCUAUCAGCGUUGUACUCACCUGUAGUGCGGCCUUACCUAAAUCUAUGGGCGCCAUGCAUCCCGCCGGGUCUCUGUAUGAGAAACCUGUCAAUAUCAUGGAUACAAUCAGGCAGCACGAGAAAUUCAAAGAGCUUUUGAGAGAGAACGGUGCUACAGUACUGGACGUGAAGCAGGUGCUUUCUGAAGAUACUAACAAGUUCGUGAACGCAAGAUUGGAUCUUGAAAACCUAGCCGCUAGUAUGAUGACGUACCAGCUCGACCCUACCUGUGAUGAUCGCCUGCUGAACAAAGACGAUAGGUACUACUUAGGAAAUGCUUACAAGGCCAAAGUUCUGAGUGCCAUGUCGGCAUCACAACUAGUUGACGUUAUUCUGACGCGGCCCACAGUUACUCUUACCCCCAGUUUAAGAGAUACGGGAUUCACUGCUGCAUAUCAGCUCUUUCCGCUCAGUAAUGUAGUCUUCACUCGUGAUCAACAGAUUACAACGAAAAAAGGUGUUGUUAUGUGCAAUCUAUCCUCCAAGCAACGAAAGGCCGAAACCGAAGUGAUGUCAUUUGUGUGGAAAAAAUUGGGCGUUAAGGUCAUCGGAGAAAUACCCGAUCCGGGACGCUUGGAAGGUGGUGACUUCUUCGCGCUGGGCGAUUCAUGUAUGAUUGGCGUGGGUCUGCGUACCAAUAUGGAGGCUAUCCAGUACAUGAUGGAUGAGGAUCUGCUGGGUUACAACAAAAUUCAGGUGAUCAAAGAUGAGCUGGAGGUGAGCCAGGACCGUAUGCAUCUGGAUACCUACUUUUCAAUUCUAGACGAUCAUACCGUGUGCGUUAUGGAAGAAUGUUUAGGAGAGGAUAGCAAUACGCGCCGAUAUGUGGAUGAGUAUGUGAGAAAGGAUGAGAAUUCGUCCUACGAAAAGGUUCAAAGCGACGUUGAAUUCGCACAGUUUUUGAAGAACGAGGGUUACGGCGUCAUCCAUAUCCCUGGCGACUACCAGCUUAAGUACGGCUGUAAUUGUCUCAACCUGGGUAACGGCAAUGUGCUUUGUGUUCACCUGCCUACUGCCCGCAUGAUUGCAGCGUCUCCGUUGUUCAAAGGAAAGAUUCAGUAUCUGGACUUCGAUGGAAUCACAGCACUAUAUGGAGCUGCACAUUGUGCCAGUCAAGUAGUACGACGUAUACCCCGUGCAGGCACGAAGUAACUCGCCGCGCGAUACGCAUUGAUGUAUUGGCGGUAGUACAUGGAUGAAGCAAAUGAGCUCUUCUAUAUGUUCCAGAGUUAAUUAAAUAAUUAGCGAAGAUGUGCUUUUACUCGA